CACCUUAUUCUGCAACACAUUAAUCUCGUCGUUUUCUGCUUGAAAUGCCGGUGGCUCGUAGAGAGUGUCUUUUACUAUAGUGUGCUUUGCCGUUUUCAUAACUUUCUCUGGGCUACCUGUAUUCCUAUGGUAAUUGCCCACUGAGCAGGUAAAAUCAUUUAACAACCUCUGGAACUGCUCCCUCAUUACUGAGUACUGAUUAUCGUCAAAUCUGAAUUCCUCAAUUUCGCGGCGAAGGACAUUGAACUUCUCUUGGAUCUCUUCUAGCUUCCUUGGAAGCUCCGAUCCAUCUCCGGCAUUCGCCUGGUGGCGCUCAGUCAGGUGAGAUACACCGCUCUUCGAAAGAGCCUGAUGACUAAAAAGUAUCCCCUCAUUUUUCCUUUCACCCAGGACUUCGGGGUGAACUGAUGCAUAAUGAGAGGGAAUAGCGUUUUGUUUCUGAGGUGGAGAUUCCGCUCCCCUCCGCCGCUUGAGGAAUGCCGCCCCCAACGGAGAUUUCUCUUGGAGCGGUGGCGGUUCAAAUGCUUCUCCAUUGCUGAAGACGAUGGGAAGCUCAUCCUUGAUAUCCUCACACGUGCUCGAGGUAUUGUGUGCAUGCUUGCUGACAAGUCUUGAGAACAUAUUCGGCUUCCUAAACAGCCUUUGCUGUCUUGCACCCCAACAGUGCCGUCCCUGACACCUAUGAGUGGAGGUAAUAGGAGGCAGGAAUUCCAAGUCUUGACCGAGACGCAGUGGCCCUUGUUUGUUGUAUUGGCUUGCUGCUCCCAAGCUGGAACUGAUGCGUUUCAAGCUGGAAAACUGAGAAAUAAGAACGUCGUAUCCGCCCGGAAUCUUUGUGCAGUCUGUACACGAAGAUCCUUCAUAAUGAGGUCGAAUCACUUCCUCAAGACCGCAUGCGAACAAGGUUGGAAGAGAGUCGAUGAUUUCGGGCCAGAGUCCUGCCGUAUUCUGUAAAGUGACACUUCUUCCUCUAACUGGAACGCCUCUAACAAUGUCCAUCAGCUCCCAUCCUUGAAUAGAAGGUCUCCCCAAGGUCGAUAUUUUCUUUGCAGCCUUCUGGCAAGCUGCCAAGUGCAAUGGAAUCCACAUGGAUAGCGCAAGAUCUGCGAGCAUACGUCCUUUGGUAAUUGAGAUGUCGCAUCCGCGAACAUGGCUUUCCAGCAAGUCCAAGCACUCCUUCGAAGACUGAUCAACGUAACUAAACAUUAUUCUAAUUGCAAAAAGUUUCUCUUCGGUAAAGGUGGUCUGUAGCUUACUGAGAGGCCAAUGACGUUUUAUAUCCUUCCAUAGAUCUCCGAGCGUGUUAAGGCGCCUCCAAAGUAGAAAGAUUUCCGUGGGAUCUAUUCCUUUCGCGUGGAAAUCAGCUUCCAGUGCACUGUCCGGGAGGUUCUUUGGAUCGCGUCCGAGUUCCAGAUCUUCACUUCGAGCAAGGGCAAUGAAGGCGGCUUCAUCUGCGUCUGAAGUAUAUUCGGCAAACGGCACAUUACUCGGAUCCAAAAUGCCUUUCUCAGUGACACGCAGAUGUAUCAUCUCCAAAGUAGGCUUAACGUGGGCACCAGCCAGGUCUUUCGCGCAGCAGGAUCGUACAGGCAGCAAGUCUGACCUUUU
Messenger RNA from Periconia digitata, 1608 nucleotides. NCBI's taxonomy places the organism in Eukaryota, Fungi, Ascomycota, Dothideomycetes, Pleosporales, Periconiaceae. The record is from the annotation of a GenBank genome assembly.